Messenger RNA from Monosiga brevicollis MX1, 402 nucleotides. RefSeq lists its product as uncharacterized. Gene Ontology annotation, biological process: positive regulation of oxidoreductase activity; P450-containing electron transport chain. The transcript has 4 exons. The annotation marks the transcript as partial. NCBI's taxonomy places the organism in Eukaryota, Choanoflagellata, Craspedida, Salpingoecidae. Gene Ontology annotation, cellular component: mitochondrion. The record is from RefSeq and is a predicted model, not a curated record. Gene Ontology annotation, molecular function: 2 iron, 2 sulfur cluster binding.
CGAGCGCACGGCGGCUACGAAUGGCAAGACCCAAAGUCGGAGGAUGAAGUCGUCAAUUUUACAUUCGUCAAGAGGGACGGCGAGCGUGUACCAAUCCGUGGCAAGGUGGGCGACAACGUCCUGUACCUGGCCCACCGCUACAACAUUGAACUUGAAGGCGCCUGCGAGGCCUCCCUGGCCUGCUCCACCUGCCAUGUUUACGUCAGCGAGCCCCACUUUGACACCCUUCCGGAACCCAAAGAAGAGGAGGAUGACAUGCUCGAUCUCGCUGCCCUCCUCCGCGACAAUUCCCGUUUGGGCUGUCAAAUCAUUCUCAACCAUGACCUUGAAGGCAUGGUCCUAACCCUGCCCGAAUACACCCGAAACUUUUAUGUGGAUGGCCAUGUUCCUCAACCCCACUAA